AUGAGACAAACUCCUUUUUAAAGUGUUGGUCAGCAAAGCUUCAAUAAUCCUGCAAUGCAAAUGGUAUCUCCACCAUCAUAACUUAAUUCUUUCAUGAAUGAUUAUGAUUAAUUAGUUAGACCAGGAGAAACAACAAAUAGAAGACCAAGAUCAAGAGAAUUAGAUAUGAUGAAUUUAUUACUGAUUGGAAGUAUGAAUAAAGGAGAUAAAAGAAGUGGAUUAGAGAGUCUUGAUUAGCUUUUGGGUUCUCCAAAUCCAACAACUUCAUUAAGUACAACUAAUAGUCUAGCAAAUUUUGGUUAAUAAUUAUUGGGAUAGCCUUAUGGAAUGAGUCCAUUUGAUCCUCUUAUGCCUAACAAUUAGUUGAGAGAUUAAAGAUCUAUGCCUAUGUUGCCUGUGCCAUAAUAAUUUCCUAUGCAAUAACCGUAAUUCCCUAUGCAAUAACCUUAAUUCCCUAUGCCAUAACCAUAAUACCCAUUAUAAUAACCCUAAUUCCCUAUGUAAUAAGGAUAAUUUCCAUUAUAAUAACCAUUAUAAUAUCCAUUCAACUAAUAAUAAUUUAAUUCACCUAAUUAAUAGAUUAAAAAUUAAGAGAAAUUAUUAAUUAAUGGAUAGAUGGGUGUUACUGUUAAUCAAACUACUCAAUAAGCUCCUGAAUUAUAAGAACCACCUAAAAAUAGGAUAAUCGAUUAUAUUGCAAGAUAAAAUGAAGUAUUAGAAAAAUUAACAAAAAAUAUGGCAUCAUAAAGGGAGAAAGAAAGUUAAGAAGAAAAGUAGAAACUUUUGGAGAGAAUGAAAAAAUUAGAAGCUUAAAAUGCUUAAGAUGCUUUUUAUAAUGAUAUGUAUGAUGAAGUACCUCCACAUAUGAGAUAAGGUUAAUAAUUUAAACCUCCUCCAGGUUAUUAGUAUCAACCUUAUUUUUAAUAAUAGAAUUUAUAUUAACAAUAAUUUCCAACAAUGCCAUAUCCAGAAAAAUAGAAAUCAAAGUAACAAACAUUAUAAAUGUUGAGAAUGUUAAAGCAAAUUGUAAUAAAAACAAUUUAAAUUUAAGAAAAUAGCAAAUUAGAGAAAGAAAAAUAAAAAACAUAAAAAGCAAUUAGAUUUUGAAGAAAUAAUUAAUGAUCAAGCAGAAGUUGAUUCAUUUACAAGUGAAGAGAGUGAUCCUGAACCUAGAAUUGUAUAAAAGCCAAGAAUAUUAAAACCAAGACCAAUACCACCUCCACCUAAUUAUGAUCCUACAGAUGAUCAAACAAAAUUAAAUUAAUUAAUAAAGUAUUUUUUUUAUUUCUAAAAUAUAGAUAACGAGGUAAAAAGAAAUUAAAAUUACAGUUUAUAAUGAUGUUUUUUUUCAUUUGGAAACUUAAUGAUUUAAAGAAAAUCAUUUAAGCAAAGAAACAAUAUAUUAAUAAAGAAGGACCUGAGAUUCUACAAAAGUUUAUGGAGGAUACUCAUAGUUUAUUUGUUAGAGUAUUAAAAAAUGUAUUUGAUGAUCUAUUAUUACCUAAUUUGAAUAUUUAAAUAGUUCCAAAACCAAAAUAAAAGAUUUCACCUAAUUAAAUGAAUCAAAAUAUUAAAAAAUUAAAAGAGAUCCUAAAAAAAUUGUUUGAUGGUGUGACUGAUAAUGCUAAUGAAACAGAUUUUACUGAGAAUAUGUUAAUUUAUUUAAAUAGCAUAACAUGUGAAUAUGCAUAUCUAUUAGAUAGUUAACAUUUGAGAUUUGAAAUAAAUAGAUUAAAUUUUACAUAUCAUGGAUCAUUAAAAAAUAUGGAAUAAAAGAAAUAAUUUAUGAUGAUUGUAAUUUCGAUGAUUGUAAAAGUUUUAUUGUAUCGACUAUUAAGUAAAGCACAUAUUUAAAUAAAAAAUGUUAAAGUUACUGAUUAACUUAAAAUUAAUAUGAAGACAAUUACAUCUGCUACUUAUGAAAUCUUUUUAUUAUUUAUACGUGGAGCAACUGCCAUUUAACCUAAUAAUACAAAGGAUUUACCUAUUGAAAAUUUAGUGAAAGAAAAGAAAGAUAUGUAUUAUUUAGUUGAUACAUUUGAUGCAACUGAAGAAGAAAUAGCUAAAUUAGAAGAAGCUAAAUAGAAAGCUAAUUCUAAAGAUGAGAGAAUAGAUGAACCUAUGUUAUAUCCUAUUUAUAGUGGCAGAGAAAUGUCAGCUUUGUAUCAUAUAUUAUAUUAUAUUUAUAGUUUUGAUACAGAAAGAAUAUUUGUUACUACUCUUUAAUAAAUGGUUGAAGGUUGGUGUGAAAAGAUUUACAAUAUUCUAUAAAAUUAUAGAAAUGAGAAGGAUAAUAAAAGGAAAGAGAUAUAUAGAAAGAAUAGAGAAUAACUUAAUAAUUCUCUUGCAAUUAAAAGAGAUAGAGUGAAUAAAUAAAUUUAAUUAAAUAAAGAGAGAGAUUAAUAAUUAUCAUAAGAAAUAGAAGAACUCAGAAUAAAGAUUGCUGAAAGUAAUGAAAAGGCAAAACGGGAUAAAGAAAAUUAUGAUUAAAUGUAAAGAUAAAGGGAAGAAAGACAUAAUAAUAUGUUAAUUGGACCUAGAAAUACAGGUUAAUAAAUGCCUAUUUCAUAUGAUGGACAAUAUGGAUAACCAAUGAGAAGAUAGUUUUGA
Paramecium primaurelia is the source of this 2610-nucleotide messenger RNA. Lineage: Eukaryota; Ciliophora; Oligohymenophorea; Peniculida; Parameciidae. The record is from the annotation of a GenBank genome assembly.